Messenger RNA from Triticum turgidum subsp. durum (durum wheat), 657 nucleotides. The record is from the annotation of a GenBank genome assembly. Lineage: Eukaryota; Viridiplantae; Streptophyta; Magnoliopsida; Poales; Poaceae.
AUGGAGUUCGAGCUCGGGAAGGUGCAUGAGGAGGUCGUCCGUGAGGAGGUGCUGCUCGUUGGCGAGCAGAUGAUGUACGAUGUUGGAGGCGACGAAGGGGUCAUCUCCCUGAUGGCGAGCUGGACGUGCAGUGCACCCUCGUUCCUCCCUCUUUCCUACUUCAGGGUCGUCGGAUUGGAUGUCCUCGGUGACUUGUCAGGGUACAUAUAUAGACUAAGGCUUGUGUCUCCUGGGUGCAUUUCCUAUAAAAUUAGCUCUCAUCACCAUGACAAAGUUUCUUCCACUGAAUAUGUGAACCUGGAGAAGACUCCCUAUGAAGGUCUCCUGACAACUAAAGUUUUACCUGCUAUUAAAAUGGUCGAAGCAGAGUUCAAUGAGCAUAUGGUAAAGAAAGGUAUCAAUGGAUUCACCAACGUAGAUUACAAGAGUAAAGGUUUAUCUAACGAGGCCUUGUCGCGGCGCUACAAGUGUUGCCCCCUCGUCCCAAAGGGCAAGGUGAAGGAAGGUGCCUGUGUGGUUCUUCUGCAGCUUGCAACGAGGAUUGUUGUGUCCAACCUGCACAAGAAUGCCAAGAAGUCCUUCUCGGAAACGAUUAAGGACAUGUAUCUGCACUACAACGAGAGAUCUGGACUGCUUCUUUGUGGCUUCCAAACUUAA